AAGUGGGCCGUCCCUCUUGCUUUUUUUCUAACUCUCUCUCUCUCUCGGUCUCGCACACAUUCAUAAUCCAGCCGCCGACCUCCACACUCACUCCCACAGGGCCAGAGACCAGGAGAGGGAGGACAGAAGAGGCAUCCACAGAGCACAAAGACACAGACACCCGGACACACAGGAGGGGAAAGCCCAAGCCGUCACGCGCCCGGACUCCGACUGCUCUUUUCUCUUCUUAAAUGGAAAGGGGACACGCGGAGGGAGAGGAGCGGAGCGAAUGAGAGAAGCGGAACCGGAGACGGACAGGAUAAGAGAGGAAGAAGAGGGUCUGGAAGAACGGAGGACUCCUGGCCUAAACAUCCACAAACUGCCCAGAACAAGACUGGAAUCCUGCAGUAUCAGUGACCCUGCCGCUCUCUGAUUGGCCCACGCGCGCUUCUGUUCGCCUGUCUGUCGGCUUCCCUCUACCCCGGAGUGUCUGCUGAUCGUGUCCGUCACUCUGGCUCUGUCUGUGCCUCUGUCUGUGAGCAUGCGGGGGGUGUGUGUGCCGCUGCUAUGUGUGUGUGUGUCUCUGCUGCUCCGCUGCACUACUUCACAAGCCCCCGAAGAACGUGACAGUCAUAUGGAAUGCACAGAUGGAUAUCAAUGGGAUUUACAGACAGAGCACUGCAAAGACGUAAACGAGUGUGAAACUAUUCCGGAGGCCUGCAAGGGAGAGAUGAAGUGUUUCAACCACUACGGUGGCUACCUUUGCCUCCCACGCUCCGCCUCUAUCAUCCCUGACCCUCCCGGCCAACCAGGGAGCAGCUUUCCCGAUGACGUCACAGAGCCCUACCCCUGCCCUCUGGGGUAUGAGUCACAGGGGGGCAGAUGCGUGGACGUUGAUGAGUGCGAGCACGACCAGCACAACUGCCAGCCCAGUCAGCAGUGCUUCAACACCCAGGGGGGCUUCUCCUGCCAGUGCCCCGAAGGGUACCGUAAGGUUGGCACAGAGUGCAUCGACGUUGACGAGUGCAGGUACAGGUACUGUCAGCACCGCUGCGUCAAUGUCCCUGGGUCUUUCUCCUGCCAGUGUGAGCCUGGCUUCCAGCUGGCGGGGAACAAUCGCUCCUGCAUCGAUGUGAAUGAAUGUGAGAUGGGCGCCCCCUGUCAGCAGAGGUGCACAAACACCUAUGGCACCUUCCUGUGUCGCUGUGAGCAGGGCUAUGAGCUGGGAGCCGAUGGCUUCACCUGCAAAGAUAUCGACGAGUGCGGCUUCUCCAGCUUCCUGUGCCAGUUCCAGUGCGUGAACAAGCCGGGGAAGUUCUCCUGCGUGUGCCCGGAGGGAUACCAGCUGCAGAGGGCACGCCUGUGCCAAGAUGUGAACGAGUGUGAGACAGGCACGCACACGUGCACGGAGGGACAAACCUGCGUGAACACCAAUGGCGGACAUCGCUGCGUCGACAAUAACCGCUGCCAAGCUCCCUACACACAGGUGUCCAACAACCGGUGUGUCUGUCCGGUCACCAAAGCAGCCUGCCGGGACCUGCCCUUAUCCAUCGUCCACCGCUACAUGAGCAUGACGUCCAAUCGCACGGUGCUCUCCGACGUCUUCCAGAUCCAGACCACCAGCAUCUCCCCCGGGGCCCACAACGCCUUCCGCAUCCGCUCCGGCGACGACCGCGGCGACUUCUACAUCCGCCAAAUCAACAACAUCAGUGCCAUGCUGGUCCUGGCGCAGUCUGUGACCGGGCCCAAGGAGUACAUCUUAGACCUGGAAAUGGUGUCCAUAAACCCCAUCCUGAACUACCAGAGCAGCUCUGUCCUACGCCUCUCCAUCUAUGUGGGACAGUACACAUUCUAGAACAAACAAGAAAGCGAUCACAAGAAACAGAGGAGAGAAAUGGAUAGAGAGAGUGAGAGUGAGAGAGAGAGAGAGAGAGAGAGAAUGAGAGAAUGAGAGAAAGAGAGAGAGAGAGAGAGGAGGGAGAGAGGGACAGAGAGCCAAAUCAAAGUGUGGCUCUUAAAAAUAAUGUGUCAUAGACUGGAAGAGAGAAAAUGUGGGAGAUAGGAAGAGUGAGUAAUAAUCACACAUUCACAGGCCUCUAUUAGGAUAUUCUGUGUGUCCACUGGGGGAAAAAACUUCACUGACAGGGUCGUCGAACAAUGGCUAGUUUCAAGUGAACGUCAGAAAGUAAUGAACAGAAACUGUACAAAUUUCACAUAAAAUAUGAAUAGUAUGGUUUUGAUGAGAAACGGUAUGAAACAAAGAGCAAGUGGCAGUCCUCUUUGCAAGCGACUUUUACUGGUCUCUGAUUGGUUUAGAUGUCCAUGAUGUGCCUGAGGUAAUAUUGGCACAUGCGCUGUGUCACCAUGAACUGUAUUUUAAUAGACUGUCCCAGGACUGACCCCAUCCACUUGCCCAUUUAAGUACAUUAUUGUCCCUUUUUUUCAUUCAAACCUGCCUAUUGCUCAUCCCUCAUCUCCCUCCGACCUCUUUGUCUGAAGUAUAGGUUGCUCUUCAGACUUGCUCUCUGUGCCACUCUGUCACACUGAUCUCAGAUCAGUGCUUAGCUGGUGAGCGCUCGGUGCUGCAUGUUGCCGAGGGCAUUCAGAACCCAGGGUGCAGUGUGGAGGGCAACCCUCUCCUCUGCUGAACUUCCAUCAGAUCAUUCUCUCCUUAAACUCUGUUACAAACGCACCCUUUGAUAUGCUGUUACAAAGAAACUCUCCAACGAUCCAUUAUACCCCCCAGCCCCCCCCCCCCCCCCGUCACUCCCACCACUGUGACCCCCCCAAGGUAGGACUGACAAUGGGCAGCAAUGACCACUGUGCUGAAAAGCCUUUGGACUCAAAACUAUCUGCUUUAUUUUCUCCAAAGGGAGAGGAGCACCGACAAAAUGGGGACAAAUAAGCAUGCUGUUGAGCAUAUCAUGUUCUCACUGGGGGGAAAGCACUGCAGUGACACACAGCAUGCCACAGCCUGUAUUCCCAAACAUAAAAAUCAUUCCCUUGUAUGUUUAGUAUUCACACUCAUACACAGAACCAUGCUGACACUGACCCUCCCCCCUCCCGCCCCCCCCUCGCCGCACUCCUGUCUUCCCAUCCUAAACCCUCCUCAUUCAAACUCCGCUAUUUUUAGUUCUGAUGAAAAUGGUGUACUUUUUGUUCAGAAAAUACUACUAAGAUAAAAUUAAAUAUUUAAAAA
This is a messenger RNA of Anguilla anguilla (European eel), 3178 nucleotides long. It is a transcript of the gene efemp2a, whose product is annotated as EGF containing fibulin extracellular matrix protein 2a. The record is from RefSeq and is a predicted model, not a curated record. Bases 521 to 1834 code for a protein of 437 amino acids. Lineage: Eukaryota; Metazoa; Chordata; Actinopteri; Anguilliformes; Anguillidae. Gene Ontology annotation, molecular function: calcium ion binding. The transcript has 11 exons.